AUGAGUUUUUUUUUUUUGUUUUAUGUAUGUUCUGUUUGCUUUUUCUUGUGUGUUUGUGUGUGUGAGCGCUUGUCUGCUCUUUUUUUUUCUUCUUUGAUGGCGCAUUUUGGAAAAGAACACACACAAGAAAAAGCAAACAUAAUGUGCCGUAGGCGCCUGGCGCCUGCGGAUGUCGACAUAAGGAGGUUGCUCGAUGCCUACCGCAGUGGCCAUUCCUCCAGGGACGUCCAUUCCUCAGUGGGAGGAAUGAUGAUGGGCGUCAGGCCUACUUUGCUUUUCAGCGCGUGUCUGCUUGGGCAGCGUGUGACGUAUCGCGGGGGAAGUUGCGCACCUCCAGUGCAUCGCCGCACGCCUGUCGGGUUUAUUGUGGACUGUCUGUGGCGUGAGCACCGCCUUGUCGACUGUCUUCCCAUCUGCCCGGAGAUGGACCUUCUCGCCAUGCCGUCGCCGCGGCCACCACUUCGACUGGUGAAGGAUUCACGUAGCGGGCGUCGUAGACUUGUGACUUCACCGCCAACCGUGUCGGAGUAUGUAAUUCCCCCGCCUGAAAUGUAUCGUGAGGAAGGGAAUGGUGUGAAGGAACGUCUUUUGCAACGCCAUCCACGCCUUGCGAAGGAGUUGCUGGUGCGUCGCCUUGCCGGAAUGGAUGGAUGUGUCUUCAAGUCUCGGUCGCCCAGCUGCGGUGUGCUGGACGCGCGCAUGUACGCUGCGGAGAGUGGCGGAAGCUACGAGGGGACGGAUGGUUUUUUCGUGGAGGAGUGGGUGCGGCCGGCUGCUGAAGCGACGACGAUGCCGCUGCCUUUGACAACGGAGCGUCAGUUGUGCUUUGGUGAUGUUGCGUCCUCGUCUCAAAGGAUACGGUUGGGGGGCAAUUACGCAGUCUUGUCUUUUCUCGCGGAUGUUUGGGCCCGCUUUGACGCUCGAAUUGAUGCAGCGACAUUUUCUUCUCUCUGA
Molecule: messenger RNA, 954 nt
Organism: Trypanosoma cruzi
Lineage: Eukaryota; Euglenozoa; Kinetoplastea; Trypanosomatida; Trypanosomatidae
Exons: 1
Coding region: 1-954 (317 amino acids)
Source: RefSeq, a predicted model, not a curated record